UGUAUAGGAACAGGGCAUGGAGGUCGCACGCUUCCGCUUCAGCGAUGGGUGGUUCUCAGGCGUCGACGGCGGUGAGAGAGCGUUCUUGCGGGCUGGAUCCAACUUUCCAAGCGUAAUGUCUUUACAGCGGCAAUUAAGGGCGACAAUGGCGGCGUCAUAGCCAUAAUAGUCAGGCUGUUUAGUGAUUACCUACAUGCUAGGUCUGAUGCAAGUCUUCUUAUCGUCAUAGAAACGAAGGAGCAGAGGUAGCUAGGAAGAACGUUCUCACCAUCACGAAAAUGCAAGCAACCGAGCGAUGCAUGUGGAGCUGCACGAUGUACUUGAAGGCCAGUUAGACUCCAAGUCAUUAGCUAAAGCCAUCAGAGUGAAAUGGGUGUGCGUGGUCACAGUGGAAGCUCGCGGCGAAGUUUGGAUGUUCUUAUCCAUGAUGCGGCAACCAGCGGCGCUGCUGAAUCACAGAAUUUCCUUGAGGGAGGGCUCAGAGUCGGGUUGCGCAAUAGAGUCCUGCCAAAAGGGAGGAAACUCUCGCAUCACGGCGGCGAGUCUGUGCCAAGAGAGGCCGUGCGCCAGAAGCAUUUGCCACGCUCGCACGAGGCCGAUAUGCAGCCCUCCUGCCCUCGCAUACCCACUCCUCCUGCCCUCGAUCCAGUUCUCCUGUUUUUGGCAACUGGAUACACUAGGGAGCUUAUCGAAGCACACAAAUCCGUCCAAGUUCCAUCUUUCGUCCAUCCUCAUUCGCUGGCACAGAGAUUCCCCUCGCGUAGUCGACUUCCCUUCUCCGCUAGGGCCUCCUUGACGCCCUCGCAGACUCUCGGGUCCAUCGGGUGCCUUCCGGAACCUCGCGUCCCUUUGAGCAGACUCUCAAUAUGCCGGUCGAUGCGCUCCCGAAAAAUUAUCACGAAGAUGAGGGUUUUCAAUGAUACGGCGAUCCAGAACCUCACCUUCGAUCUCAAGAUAUAA
Molecule: messenger RNA, 960 nt
Organism: Trematosphaeria pertusa
Lineage: Eukaryota; Fungi; Ascomycota; Dothideomycetes; Pleosporales; Trematosphaeriaceae
Exons: 2
Coding region: 370-960 (196 amino acids)
Source: RefSeq, a predicted model, not a curated record